This is a messenger RNA of Candida albicans SC5314, 3420 nucleotides long. Its product is annotated as E3 ubiquitin-protein ligase. The record is from RefSeq and is a predicted model, not a curated record. Lineage: Eukaryota; Fungi; Ascomycota; Pichiomycetes; Serinales; Debaryomycetaceae. Gene Ontology annotation, molecular function: zinc ion binding. The transcript has a single exon. Bases 1 to 3420 code for a protein of 1139 amino acids. Gene Ontology annotation, cellular component: endoplasmic reticulum membrane.
AUGUCAUCAACAGAUCACACAUGUCGUAUUUGUCGUGGUGAGGCUACUUCAUCACAACCUCUAUAUCAUCCGUGCAAAUGUCGAGGAUCAAUAAAAUAUAUUCAUCAAGAUUGUUUGAUGGAAUGGUUGAAACAUUCAAACAAAUCCACUGAAAAAUGUGACAUUUGUAACUCCCCUUAUAAGUUUAAAAUUAUUUAUGACCCGGCAAUGCCACAGUAUAUUCCACUUGAUUUAAUUUGGAAAAAAUUUCUACAAAUCACAUCUUCAACAGUAUUCAAAUCGAUUUCAAUAUCACUAUAUAUACUAUGCAUUGUUAUUCAAGUGCCAUUAUUUUGGAAGUUCUCCGGAAGAGUGUAUACAUGGGCAAUAGAUGGGACAUUACCGUUAGUGAACCAGAAGUUUGUGGAUGCCUUGUUGUUUGGUGAAUUUGAUAUUAAUACUUAUCUAGCCGACAAACUGCAAACACCAUUGCAGCUUUCCCUAAUGAAGUUGAAAAAGUUUUUUGGUUGCACUUAUUUCAGUGGAGUCAGAUAUUUAUUUGUUGCAAUUGUGGCUAAUAUAGCUUUAUUUAUUGAACGUGAAUGGGUGGUUAGGGACGAAGGAUACUUGAAGAUGUUGCAUAAAAAAAUCGGUAAGGAACAUAGAGCAAAACUUGUGGAUAUGUUGCAAAAUGCAUUACAAGGUUUAAGAACAGAUGGAAACAAUGGCGAUGAAGCAGCAGCAGCAAAUUUACAGCGGUUGGAAACAUUGGCGACAGCUAUAAAUGAUUUGCAGAAUGAAGAUAGAGAUAUGAAUGUUGCUGCCCGUGGAGAAGCAGCUUUACGAAGAGCCAUCGAUCAAAAUCAACUUUUUGGAAAUGAGCAACAACCGAUUUUGAACCAAUUUGAAAACGGGAUUGGCCAACAUGAUGCUCUUCCAACUCAUAAUUUCGAUGCGCCAGAAAAUCUAAUGAAUGGCGUUUUUAAUGGAAGAAAUGACAUUGGAAGUGACGACGAAGAGGAUGAAGAACAACAAGAAGAAGAAGAUGAUGAUGAAGAAGCUGCAGUAGAAGAAGAUGUCGACGUGGCAGCGGCAGCAGCAGCAGGUGCAGAUGGUGGUGUCGUGGGCGAAUUCUUGGAAGCCUUUGGGGUUACUCUAACCUUAAGCACACCCAUUUAUCUCAUGUUUCUUUGUAAUUGCAUUGUUGCUGUUUACUUGUUUCUCAUUUACUUGAUCCCUCACAUGUUGGGGAACACUAUUGUUUCGAUAACUACCUUUUUGUUCAAACUCAUCAAUGUAACCUUAAUAUCAUAUAUUUCGAAACACAUUCCAUUCCCCACUUACAUUUAUGAAUUUGCCUCACUGUAUAUUACCUCAUUGGGUACAUUUAACCCAAAUAAAGGUGUUACUUUGAUUGAAAGAAUCUUUAUAUUAGGUCUCGGGUAUGGUUUAAUCUGUACAACUAUUUACAGGUUGAUGAAAUUUUUAGUAUCAGGGCCAAAACCAAUUUCGGGCACUCCAAGGAAGGCAUUUAAAGUAUUGUUCGAAAUCAGUUCAACUGCCAAAGUGUUUUUAAUAUUUGCCAUUGAAAUAUUCUUUUUCCCAGUAUAUUGUGGCUGGUUAUUAGACUUUUGUGCUGCCCCCUUGUUUGUUCCUCAGUUUAUUCAAACCGCAGAAAACGGAGGCAAAGUUGUGACAUUUUUAGUCAGUUCAUACUUUGAAAUGAUGCAGUUACCCUAUUUGAGAGUUUUGUUAUAUUGGGCAAGUGGGACACUUUACAUGUUGUUUUUUGCAUUGUAUAUUGGUAUGGUUAGAAGCACAAUAUUGCGUCCAGGUGUUUUGUUUUUCAUAAGAUGUCCAGACGAUCCAAAUACUAGAUUAAUCCACGAUGCCUUAGUGAAGCCGUUGUCAUUGCAACUCUCACGCAUUUAUUUAACAGCCAAGGUCUAUAGUGCAUUUAUAAUUUUUGGAAUUGGUGGAGUAACAUGGGGAUUACGAUAUCUUGUAACUCCAAAAGACAAGGAUUACAAUGUGUUUUUACCAAUCCAAACUCCGUCAUAUUUUACAUAUCUAUUAUUGGCAAUAAUUGUUCCAACGUUGGUUGACUCGCAAGCAACAGUCACUAAAUAUGUUCGACAAUAUUGGGAACGAGCAUUUGAGAUUUCUUCACAUAAAUUAAGAUUGUCUCAUUUUAUCGUGGGGAAACCCAUUUCAAGUGAAAGAGGAUAUGUUAUUUAUAGGAAUAUUUGGUUACAGUUGUUUGGUCUGAAUGUGCAACCAGAUUAUACUCAACCAGUAACACGCAAAGAAGCUUUGGCAAAAUUUAAACAGGAUCCUAAUGCUGUUGCAUUUUUUGUCCCUGAUGGGAACUAUGUUAGAGCUCCCGCCAACGAUACGAUUUCCAGAAAGUUUGUGAAAAAAUUGUUUGUUGCUGUAUCCAAAGAUGACAGAUUAUUGCAAGAAGUCAAAGAAGCACCUAAACGCAGUGGUUAUGAAACACCUACUUCAGAUGAAGAUGAAGAUACCACAACAACAACGACAGAUGAUGCUUACACGAUAGUUUAUAGACCACCAAAUUUCAAAUUGAGAUGUUUUGCGUUAAUUCUUAUGCUUUGGAUAUUUGCUAUAAUCAUAAUAUUACCCGUGCUUCUAUUUGCGGUUGUUCUAGGACGACCAAUAUUAAGGGCUAAUCUGAUUAUUAUUGAUCAAUUGCCACACAUCAAUAUUGAUGAAUUGACUAACAUGGAUUGGAGAUUAACAGAUUUGGCUUCAAUUGCAAUAGGAUUGGCCGUUGAAUUACAAGCUUUGAUUUAUUAUGACAAGAAUUUUGCAGCCGAUGCACCAAACAAUGCAGGCGGAAAUGAAAUCCAACAAGCAGAUCCAGUACGAGGCAUGUUAUUGCAAGGUAACUUGUUGAAUCAAGCAUUCAAUAGAUUACCUGCUCCUGUGCUAUAUACUUUGCCUAGUCUGAUGUUGUGGAUUAUGUGGAUACUUACUGUUCAUAAAUUAUGUGUCGAUCAACCAAUACGGUAUAUGACGGGGAAUUUGCACGUUGAAUUUCUAUUGAAUUUCAAAACUUUAUUGAUUCAUUUUUUGGUUUCCUUCUGGACUAUUUUACCAGCAUUAGUUUACGUAACUCGCAGAAUCCCCGUGGAAGGUCAGACUGCUUGGCAAACUUUAAAAAGAUGUGGGAUAAUUCCGUGUUUACUUAAUUUCAGUAUGGUUCACAUUCCAGCAUUCAUUGUUCUUUAUAGUCUUAAAGUAUUGGAUAAGGCAAAUAUUUCUGUUAGUUUCUACAUUUGGCCUGUUUUAUUCAUUUGUUUUGCUUUGGUUAAAUUAAUUACUGAAGGUGCAAAAUUAUAUACCAAUAUCAAUAAUCAAGUAAAGCAAGAAAAAUAUGUUAAGGGUAGAGCAAUUGAAAAUGUUGAAGAUGAUGAUUGA